Chondrus crispus (carragheen) is the source of this 108-nucleotide messenger RNA. RefSeq lists its product as hypothetical. The coding region runs from base 1 to 108 and encodes 35 amino acids. NCBI's taxonomy places the organism in Eukaryota, Rhodophyta, Florideophyceae, Gigartinales, Gigartinaceae. The transcript has a single exon. The record is from RefSeq and is a predicted model, not a curated record.
AUGUUGGACGGUGGCAUGCGCGCACUUUGCCGGACUAACUCUUAUCCCGCUCACAUGCGGUACACGAGCCUUCAUGCUUGCAGCAAUUCCCGCAUGUCGAAUGAAUGA